Macrobrachium nipponense is the source of this 2154-nucleotide messenger RNA. RefSeq lists its product as uncharacterized. NCBI's taxonomy places the organism in Eukaryota, Metazoa, Arthropoda, Malacostraca, Decapoda, Palaemonidae. The transcript has 10 exons. The record is from RefSeq and is a predicted model, not a curated record. Bases 143 to 1252 code for a protein of 369 amino acids.
GCCAGUGGCGGAUCUGCAGCCUUUGUGAGAGGAACAUAUACUAAGUGUUUUCGGCAGUUUUUUCCCCCAAAAGUUGGUUACGUCAUCUGUCUCGACGAGGAAACGCCUGCUACCUGCUGGACGAUAGGAUUUGAUCGUAAAAAUGCGCCUGUCCAAGUCGAGCGUUCUGCUAGUUGUGGGCCUGUGCGCCUGCGCAGUAUCCUGUUCGCCGAUGGAAUCUCCUGAGAAUCGUCAGGUGGCGGUUGACCCUCGUGGCUCCAAGUCAGUGUUCGACCUGACGCUCAUCCCCUUCCUGAAGAUCACCGUCAGCCCCACUGAGUGCAGGGCGAAGAGCGACAACUCCAGCGGCAUCUGCAGCACCAGCGACAACUGCAGGACCGACAGAGGGAAAGAGGACGGGACCUGCGCCAACGGCUACGGUGUAUGCUGCGUCUAUGAGAAGAAAUGCGGAGGUACAGUAAACAAAAACAUCACUUAUCUGGUGAACGAUGCUUAUCCGGAGGCCCUGAAGGACAUUGGCAACUGUCAGUACAUCAUCGAAAAGGCAAAUUCAAACGUCUGCCAACUCCGCCUGGACUUCUUGUCGAUGACUCUGAAAGGACCCGGAGAAGACACCACCUGUGACACUGACACCUUCACCUUCGUUGGCACCGCGGGUGCCAACCCGACAGUCAUCUGUGGCACCAACACUGGGCAGCACAUGUACCUUGACCUUGCCCCCGGGUCAGCCGCUGCCAGGAUCAACAUUGCAACGACAGACAAGGAAACCGAUCGCUCCUGGAGGAUCAAGGUCACCCAGAUUGCCUGCAACUCACCUGACAAAGCUCCACCUAACUGCUUACAAUACUACACUGAGUAUUCAGGAACUCUCUCGACCUUCAAUUACAAAAAUGAGGACGGCAUCCAUCAGCUGGGAAACCAGAGGUACUCCAUCUGCAUCAAGACCAGAGAAGGAUUCUGUGGCAUUAAAUACUCUUCCGAAAGCUUCUCGCUGUCCGGAGAUGGAGCCACCGGUGCUGAUGCUGCUGGUAAGGAUGGUGAUACAGACUGCGCAAAGGAUUACGUUCUGAUCCCUUCCCUCAAGAAGGAUGGGACUCCCGAGAAGGAUCGCCGCUGCGGUAACGCUUUCUUAGAUUUCACCACGUAUUCACAACCGUUCGAAGUGCGUGUGGUGACCGAUGGUGAAGAAGUCCAAGCCGACGAACCCAACAAUAGGGGAUUCUCCAUGAGAUAUACACAGAUUCCUUGUUAAUUAAUUCUCCAUGAGGUAUUAACACAGAUUCCUUGUUAAUUCUCCAUGAGGAAUUAACAGACAUUUCGUGUUACUUCUCCAUGAUGUAUCAAACAAAAUCCUUGUUGAUUCUCCAUGAUGUAUUACAUAGAUUCCAUGUUAACUCUCCAUGAGGCAUUACACAGAUUCCUUGUUAAUUCUCCAUGGGAUAUCACACAGAUUCCUUAUUUAUUCUCCAUGAGGUAUUACACAGAUUCCUUGUUAAUUCUCCAUAAGUUAUUAAAACAGAUUCCUUGCUAAUGCUCCAUUAAUUCUCCAUGAGUUAUUAACACAGAUUCCUUGUUAAUGCUCGAUUAAUUUUACAUGAGUUAUUACCUCAGAUUCCUUGCUAAUUCUCCAUUAAUUCUCGAUAAGUUAUUAACACAGAUUCCUUGCUAAUUCUCCAUUAAUUCUCCAUGAGUUGUUAACACAGAUUCCUUGCUAAUUCUCCUUUACUUCUCGAUAAGUUAUUAACACAGAUUCCUUGCUAAUUCUCCAUUAAUUCUCCAUGAGUUAUUAACACAGAUUCCUUGCUAAUUCUCCAAUUAUUCUCGAUAAGUUAUUAACACAGAUUCCUUGCUAAUUCUCCAUGAGUUAUUAACACAGAUUCCUUGUUAAGGUGAAAAGGUUAUCUAAUCUUCCUUCAACUAACUUUCUAACAUUACUAUGCCUGUCCUUCAUCCCAUCUUUCAUCUCGCCUGUGAGAACAUUAUCCUUUCGCUCUUUGUUAAUAUUAAUAAACAUUUUUCGUAGUCUUAAGGGACAUCCCGCAAAGUAUUACAUUUUCUGAUGGUAUCCAGUUGUUAACCUCUGCACCACGUGUGUUUGUAGCCAUGCCAAAAUGUUGUUGAUUGUUAAGAACAAUUAAAGUGUGAAAAGAUGUU